GUCCAGCACGCUCCAGCGUACCACAAGCCGCGCAUCCAAGCUAGUCCUAGAUAUAGCACACUAGUUGCUGGGCAGCAGCAGGAAGUCGCAGCGUUGCGUGAUGAAGAACAACCCGAGCUUCGAGAACACGUGCAGCGCCGCCGCCGGCGGGUCCGGCUCUGGCUCCUUCAACGUCCGGAACCUGUCCAAGGUCAUCCUCCCGCCGCUCGGCGGGCCGUCCGGCCAGAGCCAGUCCCAUGGCGGGUCGGACAAGUGGGUCAUCUCGCCGCUCGACUCCAGAUACAGGUGGUGGGACACGUUGAUGGUAGUCCUGGUGGCGUACUCGGCGUGGGUGUACCCGUUCGAGGUGGCCUUCAUGAACGCGUCCCCGAAGGGCGGGCUGGAGGUGGCGGACAUGGUCGUGGACCUCUUCUUCGCCGUCGACAUCGUGCUCACCUUCUUCGUCGCCUACAUCGACCCCAGGACCCAGCUGCUCGUCCGCGACAGGAAGAAGAUAACCCUCAGGUACCUGUCGACGUUCUUCAUCAUGGACGUGGCAUCGACGAUCCCGUUCCAGAGCCUUGCCUACCUCAUCACCGGCGAGGUCAGGGAGAACGCCGCGUACAGCAUGCUGGGCGUCCUACGCCUCUGGCGGCUCCGCAGGGUCAAGCAGUUGUUCACCAGGCUCGAGAAAGACAUCCGCUUCAGCUACUUCUGGAUCCGCAGCGCGCGUCUAAUCGCGGUGACCUUGUUCCUGGUCCACUGCGCCGGGUGCCUGUACUACCUGAUCGCCGACCGGUACCCGGACAGGGAGAAGACGUGGAUCGGCGCGGUGAACCCCAACUUCCGGCAGGCUAGUCUGCGGAUCCGCUACAUCUCCUCCGUCUACUGGUCCAUCACCACCAUGACCACAGUCGGCUACGGCGACCUGCACGCCCAGAACACCGUCGAGAUGAUCUUCAACAUAUUCUACAUGCUCUUCAACCUCGGGCUCACCGCCUACCUCAUCGGCAACAUGACCAACCUCGUCGUCGAGGGCACCCGCCGCACUAUGGAGUUUAGGAACAGCGUAAGGACAGCGUCGAGUUUCGUGGGCCGGAACCACCUGCCGCCGCGGCUGAAGCAGCAGAUCCUGGCCUACAUGUGCCUCAAGUUCAGGGCGGAGAGCCUGAACCAGCAGCAGCUCAUGGACCAGCUGCCCAAGUCCAUCUGCAAGAGCAUCUGCGAGCACCUCUUCGUGCCGGUCGUCAAGGAUGUCUACCUGUUCAAGGGUGUCUCAAGGGAAAUGCUGCUGUCCCUGGCCACCAAGAUGAAGCCGGAGUACAUCCCGCCCAAGGAAGACGUGAUCGUGCAGAACGAGGCUCCGGACGACGUGUACGUCGUCGUCUCUGGCGAGGUGGAGGUCGUACUGUUCGACGGCGUCGACGAGCGGGUGGAGGCGACGCUGGGGACGCGCAACAUCUUCGGCGAGGUGAGCGCGCUGAGCGACCGGCCGCAGGCGCCCUUCACGUUCCGGACGAGGACGCUGAGCCAGCUGCUGCGGCUGAAGCAGGCCACGCUCAAGGAGGCCAUGCAGAGCUGGCCCGACGACAGCGUCAUCAUCAUCAAGAAUUACGUCAAGCAUCAGGUCGAGAUGCAUGGCAUGAAAGCCGAUGACUCGCUGGGAGACAACACUAGCGAGCACGACGACGACGCGAAUGUGCUCACAGUCGCCGCGAUGGGAAACAGCGGCUUACUCGAAGACCUCCUCAGGGCAGGGAAGGACGCUGACGUCGGUGACGCCAUGGGCAGAACAGCAUUGCACAUCGCGGCGUCUAAGGGGUACGAGGACUGCGUGCUGGUGCUGCUCAAGCACGCGUGCAACGCCAACAUCAGGGACGCGCAGGGCAACACGGCGAUGUGGAACGCCAUCGCGGCGGGGCACCACAAGAUCUUCAACAUCCUGUACCACUCCGCGCGCGCGUCGAACCCUCACGCCGGCGGAGACGUCAUGUGCCUCGCCACGCGGCGCGGCGACCUCGACGCGCUCCGGGAGCUCCUCAAGCUCGGCCUUGACGUGGACUCGGAGGACCACGAUGGCGCCACUGCGCUGCGCGUCGCGAUGGCCGAGGGCCACGCGGACGCGGCAAGGUUCCUGAUCACGAACGGGGCCAGCGUGGACAAGGCGAGCCUCGACGACGACGGCUCCGGCUCCGGCGCCGCGCGGCUUACAAUGUCGCCGACAGAGCUGCACGAGCUGCUGCAGAAGCGGGAGCUCGUCCACUCGAUAACCAUCACUGACUCGCCACCGGUGGUCCCGGACGGCGGCUCGUCGGGGCACAGCCGUCCGGGCAGAUUACAGAGCACAGGCUCGGACAACACGCGCUGGCCUCGGGUGAGCAUAUACAGGGGCCACCCGUUCCUCAGAAACCGCAGCUCUGAAGCUGGCAAGCUGAUCAAUCUGCCAGCCACCAUGGAAGAAUUCAUAGCCGUCGUCGGUGAGAAAUUGAAGGUUGAUACGGAGAAGGCGCUGAUUGUGAACGACGAAGGAGCGGAGGUCGACUCGAUCGACGUGAUCCGGGACAACGACAAGCUGUUCGUGGUCACCGAAGAAGAUCUGACGCGGCUGGCACCAAUGGACUCGGUGCCUUCGUCAUAGCAUUUGUAGAUUCAGGUUUUUCCGUAGCAAGUCACACGGUAGAUGUGCACCCAACUAACAAAAUGUGUAUUCCUCGGGGUCUCAAGAUAGUCAAUAUUUCAUGUUUUUAAAUACAACUUUUUAAAUUUUGAUCGAAUAUAUACAGAAAUACUAAACUUUAUGGU
Messenger RNA from Zea mays, 2781 nucleotides. RefSeq names its product potassium channel AKT2/3. Gene Ontology annotation, molecular function: voltage-gated potassium channel activity; protein binding. Lineage: Eukaryota; Viridiplantae; Streptophyta; Magnoliopsida; Poales; Poaceae. Gene Ontology annotation, cellular component: membrane. Gene Ontology annotation, biological process: transmembrane transport; potassium ion transport. The record is from RefSeq and is marked validated.